Molecule: messenger RNA, 1029 nt
Organism: Aureobasidium musti
Lineage: Eukaryota; Fungi; Ascomycota; Dothideomycetes; Dothideales; Saccotheciaceae
Source: the annotation of a GenBank genome assembly
AUGCCCUUCUACCUCGAGAAUAAAAUUGCCGACGCGCACCGAAGCUCGAGAGCGACUGUGAGCUGUGUCGAAGAAGGUCCUUUCAAAUUGCGAACGAUCGUCUCCGAUGUCAGCUAUCUCUCGGAGACGAUUGGACUGUUGGCGGAUGCGACCACCCCGUCUGUCGCUUUGUUCGAAAUGGCUACGAGAGAGCAAGCGUCAAAACUCUGGAGUGCUCUCGAGGCAUGCGACCACAGUUUAGCAAAUAUUCGACGCAUCUGGACAUCUUUCGCGCAACUUGACAAGGCUGAGCAAUCCCAGUUCGCAGCAGAGGCAUGUUUGGAAACCGGAGGGCUCCGCUACUUGCAGUCAAAGCUCGUGAACUAUUCUACCACGCUCAAGAAUCUACUUGUAGACUUCAAGGUCUCGUCUACAACACUGAACUGGCCGCCCAACCUUGAUGUACUCGGGAGCAUUCAAGCUGAGCUUUUGGCCGAGGGUGUACAAGUCGAUCAUCUGCAAAACAGACACGAUGAAAUCAAAGCUUACAUCCGAUCGCUUGCCAUCGGCGAGAUUAGCACUUCCGUAUAUGCCGGUCAAGAGACAGCGUGUUCAUGCCGAGCGACAUUACCACUGGCUCCAGCAGCUCGCAGUUCAGUAGCUGCUUCAUCUUCGCCAUCGCACCGACAUGUGACCGAGUUAGCAGAACAAUUCUCCUCGCUGUUUGACUCGCGAGCGCUUCGUCGGCUGUCGCUAGGCGGAUCAGUUAUAGAAAGCGCUGCGCCGAAACCGCCUUCCGAGAAAAUGGCGGCCUCAGACAUCAAGCAAGAACAACUGUUGUUUUACAAGAAGGUUGUAACACCUCUUCGAAAGGACUCGAUGGACCCCAAUGCAGCAUCUCUGGUCUCGCGAUUGUCGAAUGCGAUGGCAAACAUGGCUUUCUCGGUCAGUUUGCAGAAAAAGUCACCUAGUUUACGACCACCGCCCAAGCGGUCAUCUUCUGCUGUCUUUCGUGGACUAGGGAAUGAAGAACGUGCUACUGGUGACUGA